Molecule: messenger RNA, 2101 nt
Organism: Perognathus longimembris pacificus (Pacific pocket mouse)
Lineage: Eukaryota; Metazoa; Chordata; Mammalia; Rodentia; Heteromyidae
Product: vascular non-inflammatory molecule 3-like
Exons: 7
Coding region: 56-1564 (502 amino acids)
Molecular function (GO): hydrolase activity, acting on carbon-nitrogen (but not peptide) bonds, in linear amides
Source: RefSeq, a predicted model, not a curated record
UCUACACAAUAGAAGAAUCUUGAGCUUGUUUUUCAAAGAUCACUUCAAUUUAGUUAUGAUUCUAUUACAUUUUCCAAAAUAUUUAGCAGUUGUUGCUCUCUUUGUCCAGACUGUUGGUGCGCUGGACACUUUCACUGCUGCAGUGUAUGAACAUGCUGUUAUUUUGCCAAACAAAACAGCAAAUCCUGUUUCAAAGGAAGAAGCUUUGAUCCUGAUGAAUAAGAACCUAGGUGUUUUGGAGAAAGCAGUCAAGAUGGCAUCUAAACAGGGUGCACAUAUCAUUGUGACACCAGAGGAUGGAAUCUAUGGUUGGGUCUUCUUCAGCAGGGAGAAUAUUUUCCCCUAUUUGGAAUAUAUACCAGCCCCUGAAGUGAACUGGAUUCCUUGUAGAGAUCCUCGGAGGUUUGGCUACACACCAGUACAGGAGAGACUCAGCUGCCUGGCCAAGGACAACUCUAUCUAUGUCGUGGCAAAUAUGGGGGACAAGAAAUCAUGCAACACCAGUGACCCUGAAUGUCCCCCGGAUGGUCAUUACCAAUACAACACCAAUGUCGUGUUUGAUUCUGAGGGUAAGCUGGUGGCCCGCUACUACAAGUACAAUCUUUUUGCACCAGAAAUUCAAUUUGAUUUCCCUAAGGAUUCAGAAUUUGUGACUUUUGACACUCCUUUUGGGAAGUUUGGCAUCUUCACUUGCUUUGACAUUUUUUCUUAUGACCCAGCUGUGGUGGUGGUGAAUGACUAUCACGUUGACAGCAUUCUUUACCCCACUGCUUGGUACAACACACUGCCCCUCCUCUCAGCCGUCCCCUUCCAUUCAGCGUGGGCCAGAGCCAUGAGAGUUAACGUGCUUGCUGCAAAUACUCACCACACCAGGAUGCACAUGACAGGGAGUGGAAUCUACAGUCCAGAAGCUGUCAAAGUGUAUCACUAUGACAUGGAGACAGAGAGUGGUCAGCUGCUCCUGUCAGAAUUAAAGUCUCGGCCUCGCAGUGAGCCCAGCUACCCUGUGGCAGUGGAUUGGAGCGCAUAUGCUAGACAAGUCCAACCUUUCUUAUCUGAGCAGGCGGAUUUUCAAGGGAUGAUUUAUUUUGAUGAAUUCACCUUCACGGAGCUUAAAGGAGACACAGGAAAUUACACAGUGUGCCAGAAGGAUCUGUGUUGUCACUUAACUUACAAGAUGACUGAAAAGCGAGCAGAUGAGAUCUAUGUACUUGGUGCAUUUGAUGGGCUUCAUGUUGUAGAAGGCCAAUAUUACUUACAGAUAUGCACAUUUCUGAAAUGUCAAACCACUGAUCUGAGAACUUGUGGGGAGCCUGUGGGGUCAGCUUUUACUAAGUUUGGAGAAUUCUCCCUCAGUGGCACAUUUGGAACAAGUUAUGUUUUCCCACAGAUUGUCCUAAGUGGGAGUCAGCUUGCCUCUGAAAGACAUUAUGAGGUUUCAAGAGAUGGACGUCUGAGGAGCCGAAGUGGAGCAUCUUUGCCUGUCUUAGUUAUGGCCCUGUAUGGAAGGGUGUUUGAGAAGGACCCUCCACGUUUAGGGCAGGGACCUGGGAAACCAAAAUGAAUGAGGGCAGGCAGGCAGAAAGGGGAAAAUAUACCAAAUGUAACCAGAGAUCGGUGCAGCACUAUAUCCAGACAUGUUUUCCUAGUCAUCCUUGUCAGCCAUUAUCCUAAAAUAAUGGUGGACCCAGUUGCACUACAUCUUGGUACAGCAGCCAAUAGCUCUCUCCUCAAGGAUUUCAUAAGGUUAUUCAGAGGCCUCAUCUACAUCUCAUUACAGAUGCAGUUUCAUUCAUCCAUGUCCCUUCCAAAGCCUUGCCUUGGCUCUGAAGUCAUCUCAUUUAAUAUCCACUUCCUUUCCCAUAAUUCUUGGACAUGUUCUUCUAUACUUUUCACAACUGUGUUCAUGUCCUGAGCAUAAUCAUUAAACCCUACUCAUGAAAGAAUCUAACGCAAGCAGCUUGAGGCUGGCUGGGUUGCCCAUUCUUAUCCUAUGUGAAAAGUGUGUUUUGGGUUUUGCACUGGUACUUGAUGUAUUUGGUCAAGCUCUCAGGUUGGGGAUAUACUUUCCCUUUGACUUUAAUAAAACUUAUUCUGUUUA